CUUGGUCUUCUUUUUGUAUCUCCUAUAUAUACCUCAAUUUCGUUAACACACUUCACCUGGUUCCACAUCAUCUUCUUUAUAAUAUCUACUCUCCCCAUAUUUAACAUUUUUCUACACACACGCAACCACAUCUAUGUGUAUGUACAUGUGAACUAUUACUAUCAAAACAUCGUUAUCAAUGAACCUACCACCGGGAUUCAGGUUUUCUCCAACGGAUGAAGAGCUCGUCGUCCACUUCCUCCACCGCAAAGCUUCACUCUUGCCUUGUCAUCCUGACGUCAUUCCCGACCUCGAUCUUUACUCAUACGACCCUUGGGACCUUCCCGGGAAAGCAUUACAAGAAGGGAGGCAAUGGUACUUCUAUAGUAGAAAGACACAAGAAAGAGUGACAAGCAAUGGGUAUUGGGGAUCACUAGGAAUAGACGAGCCAAUCUUCACAAGCUUUACACACAAGAAAGUGGGCAUCAAAAAGUAUCUAACUUUCUAUCACGUAGAUUCUCAGACUAACUGGGUCAUGCAAGAAUAUUCCCUCCCAGAUUCCUCUAGUCGAUCUUCUAAGAGAUCAAACCGUGGUUCUACACAUAAACCCGAUUAUAGCAAGUGGGUGAUAUGUAGAGUGUAUGAACAAAACUGCAGCGAAGAAGAGGAUGAUGAUGGGCCAGAACUCUCAUGUUUGGAUGAAGUGUUCUUGUCUUUAGAUGAUCUCGACGAAGUAAGCGUACCGUAAUAAAGACAGAACAACCCAAAAAGAAAAGAUUUAGUGGGAAAAUAUUUUAAACAUAUCAAAAAAGGAUACGGAUAAUGACAUCAUUCUUACAAGUUGUAUGUGGUAAUAUUAAUCAUCUCCAAUUUGCAAGCAAACAGACGC
This is a messenger RNA of Eruca vesicaria subsp. sativa (arugula), 868 nucleotides long. The record is from the annotation of a GenBank genome assembly. Lineage: Eukaryota; Viridiplantae; Streptophyta; Magnoliopsida; Brassicales; Brassicaceae.